Messenger RNA from Helobdella robusta, 1473 nucleotides. RefSeq lists its product as hypothetical. The coding region runs from base 1 to 1473 and encodes 490 amino acids. Lineage: Eukaryota; Metazoa; Annelida; Clitellata; Rhynchobdellida; Glossiphoniidae. Gene Ontology annotation, molecular function: protein disulfide isomerase activity. Gene Ontology annotation, cellular component: endoplasmic reticulum. The record is from RefSeq and is a predicted model, not a curated record. Gene Ontology annotation, biological process: response to endoplasmic reticulum stress; protein folding. The transcript is spliced from 13 exons.
AUGAUUUUAAAAUCGCUCUUUGUUGCUGCAUUUUUUUCCGCCUAUGCUUUGGGGGAUGGCGAUGUGGUGUUACUAACGGACAGUGAAUUCAAAGCUAAAUUAGACGGCUAUGAAAUUGCCUUGGUUAAAUUUUUUGCACCUUGGUGUGGCCACUGUAAAAAACUUGCUCCAGAAUUUGAAAGAGCGGCUACUAUUUUAAAAAGAAAUGAUCCUCCAGUCAUUCUAGUGGAAGUUGACUGUACUGAAGGUGGGAAAGAUUCCUGUAGCAAACAUGGUGUCUCUGGUUACCCCACACUAAAAGUUUUCAAGCAGGGUGAAUUUGCUUUUGAUUAUGAAGGACCAAGAGAUGCAGAUGGCAUUGUCAAAUAUAUGAAAGGAAAAGCUGGACCCAGUUCAAAAGAAUUAAAAUCUUUGGAUGAUGUGAAGAAAUUUUUGGACAAUUUUGAUCCAAGUGUUAUAGGGUUUUUCAAGUCAUCAUCAUCGGAAGAAAAUGUUCAAUUCCAAAAACUCGCCUCUGCAUUAAGUGACAAUUUUAGAUUUGCACACACUUUUGAUCCAAGUGUUCUUUCUCAUUACAAUUAUGAAGGGAAAAUUGUCAUGUACCAACCUCCUCGCCUGCAUUCUAAAAUGGAGCCUUCGGAACUUGUUUAUGAAGUUCUCUGGAUCAGUUUGCUCUUAAAGACUGGACAUGGCAUGGUAGGUCAUAGAACAACAGGAAAUGUAGCCCAAUUCGAAAGGCCAUUGAUCACUGUAUAUUAUGAUGUGGACUAUGUGAAAAAUCCCAAAGGCACAAAUUACUGGAGGAACAGAAUAAUCAAAGUAGCCAAAAAGUUAUCUGAGGAAGGCAAGAAUGUCCAUUUUGCUAUUUCGAAUGCUGAUCAAUUUAACCACGAGCUUACUGAACAUGGCUUGACUUAUUCAGCUGACAAGCUGGUAGUUGCUGCCAGAAAUGCUAAAGACCAGAAAUUCUCUAUGACUGAAGAUUUUAGUGUUGAUGCUUUGGAAAAGUUUGCAAAUGACUUUUUAGAGGGAAAUCUAAAACCAUAUUUGAAAUCUGAAGCUGUACCUACAUCAAAUGAUGGACCUGUCAAAGUUGUUGUGGCAGAGGAAUUCGACAAGAUUGUGAAUGACGAAACAAAGGAUGUUCUGAUUGAAUUCUAUGCUCCUUGGUGUGGUCAUUGUAAAUCUCUUGCCCCAAAAUAUGAAGAGCUGGCACAAAAGUUAGCUGAGGAAGAGGACAUAGUGAUUGCUAAAAUGGAUGCUACUGCCAACGAUGUACCAGCACCAUAUGAUGUUAAAGGUUUUCCAACCAUUUACUUUGCUCCCAAAAAUUCCAAAAAGUUUCCAAAAAGAUAUGAGGGUGGCAGAGAAGUUGAUGACUUCAUAAAAUAUUUGGCAAAAGAAUCAACAGAUCCUUUGACCAAAUACACACGAGAUGGGAAAAAAAUCAAAGCCAAGAAAGUCGAUUUGUAG